ACCUUGUGUGUGUGUGGGUACAUAUAGUCUGUGUUUCCCUUUGUCCUGUGCCAGUUCGUCUUGUCUCGUCAAGUCUGAGGUCCUCCAUGUCCCAUUUAUGGUUUAUCAGAUUUCACAGAUGAUGAUGAUAUUCAUGGGGGUGAGAGUGAAGAUGAGGAAAACCCUGCUGCGGACAGAGCACUGGACGAAGAUGCUCCUGAUGAAGUGAAUGAUAACUUGCCCCAGGCCUCAGCUCCCAGUUAGAAGAGCAGAGAUUGGAUUACCCAACUGUCAAUCAAUCAUACCAGUGCUGAUGCAAGCCCGACAUGAAACAUCCCAAACAGAUGGCCAGCCACUACCACAUGCCUGCACCCCCACCCAGCCGUAACCCAGACCUAGUCCCUUGGUAAGAGACUGUAAGCUCCUUAGAAUUCAAUGUUUGUCAUUAAUUUAGGUCUUUUUAAUCAAAGUGAUCAAAGUCAUAGUUUUGCAACAAUAACGAUACUCAUCACACUCCAGUGCUUAUGAUUUAACCACUAUUAUUACUCUCAUUCACAAUAAUUAUUGGUCAUGCAACAGAUAAAUGUGUGAAAAUUUCUGAGUGAGUCCUUAAAUCUGUGGCUGUGCUUAAGACAAUAGCAUGCCAGGGGGCUGAGUGAUAGACGUAUUUUGGGGCAAAGCGGUGAACCCGAGACCCUGGCUGGCAGUCAGCAGAGGAGGAGGCUGAGCCAGAGCAGGUGUCUCUGCUGACAUCUGCUUCAGUUCACUAGGGAGACACAAGCACCCUGCAGCUACAGCACUGACAAUGCCACUGAAGUGUCCCAGCAUCAUAUAAACAAGUGACUAUUACUUUGAAGGCGACUUAUAGAUAUGGACCCGAAGGCGACUUAUAGAUAUGGACCAGAAGUGCCAUUAAAGUAGAGGAAAAAGCAAGUAAAAGAAGAGGGAAAAUGUGUUGACAGCUGGCUCUCUAGGUAGACGCGAGUAAAUACUCCAGUAGAACAGAGAGAAGAGGGAAGAUGACAGAGCUGUCAGCGCUCUGAGAGAAACACACUGGUGAAAACAUUUGUCAAGGCUGGCUGAUACGGCGCUGCUCAACACUGCUUCUGCUUACAUUUCCUAAUCAGUGGAGAAGCUGUGAGCAUUGUGUGGGAGGACUUGGGAGAAGAACACCUAUUUGAUUCCUGAAUAGACUCUAUUCUGCUCUCAGCUUCAACUUCCUCAGAAGCAACGGUGUCAGGUUGUCAUCAUGGGGGCAAAAGGCUUCCUCUUAGGCUGUGUGACUGUGGCCCUGCUUCUCGAGCUCUCCACUGCCGGUGUGGUCAAGAAGGUUAUUCGCCACCGUAGAGAGGUUCUGAUACCUAAGAAAACCCAGGAGAACCUUACCCUGCCCCACCCUGACCAGCCAGUGGUGUUCAACCACGUCUACAACAUCAAUGUCCCCUCCACCUCCCUCUGCUCUGUGGACCUCGACUCACCUGGAAACAAUGAUCUCAAACACAAGAGUGCCCCCAUGGACAUGCAGAACACAGAGCACAUGGAGCACACAGUGGAUGGCGAUAAUCAGAUAAUUUUCACUCAUCGUAUCAAUAUCCCAAAGCAGGCAUGUGGCUGCAAUAACCAGCUGCCAGAUAUCAAGGAUAUCCUGAACAGGCUGGAGAUGCUGGAGUCAGAGCUGUCUAGUUUGAGAGAACAAUGCAGCAGUGAGUCAGGCUGCUGUGGAGCUCAGGUUACAGGUGAAGUGUCCACAAAGCCCUACUGUAAUGGCCGUGGGAACUGGAGCACUGACACAUGCAGCUGUGUAUGUGAGACUGGAUGGAAGGGCCCCAAUUGCACCGAACCUGAGUGCCCCAACGACUGCCAGGACCAGGGCCGCUGUGUGGAUGGCAAAUGUGAGUGCUUUGAGGGCUUUGGUGGGGAUGACUGUGGAAUUGAGCUUUGUCUGCUGGACUGUGGUGACUAUGGUCACUGUGUCGACGGGUCCUGCCUCUGUGAUGAGGGCUUCAUUGGUGAGGAUUGCACCCAGACCAACUGCCUCAACAACUGCCUGGGCCGGGGGCGCUGCAUAGAUGAUGAGUGUGUUUGCAACGAGCCAUGGACGGGCUUCGACUGCUCUGAACUCAUCUGUCCAAAUGACUGCUAUGACCGCGGACGUUGCAUCAACGGCACCUGCUUUUGUGAAGAGGGCUAUACUGGAGAAGACUGCAGUGAGCUCACUUGUCCUGGAAACUGUAACAACCGUGGCAUGUGUGUUAGUGGCAAGUGUGUGUGCCAGACUGGCUACAGUGGAGAGGACUGCUCAAAGCUCACCUGUCCCAAGAACUGCAAUGAGAGAGGCCAUUGCUUCAAUGGGAAGUGCAUCUGUGAUCCUGGAUUUGAGGGUGAAGAUUGCUAUAUCCUCUCAUGCCCUGACAACUGCAGUAACAGGGGUCAGUGCCUUAAUGGAGAAUGUAUAUGUGAAGUGGGAUACCAUGGAGACGACUGUAGCGAGCUCUCCUGCCCUAACAGUUGCCAAGACCGUGGCCGCUGCAUAAACGGACAAUGCAUGUGUGGCAAAGGCUAUGCUGGGGAAGACUGCAGCAUUAAGACCUGUCCAAAAGAUUGCAUGGGACGUGGAGAGUGCGUAGAUGGCAAGUGUGCGUGUUUCAUUGGCUUCACAGGAAAAGACUGUGGCGAGCUGACCUGCCCUAACGACUGCCUGGAUCAUGGUCACUGUGUGAAUGGACAAUGUGUUUGUCAUAAGGGUUUCACUGGUGAGGACUGCAGUGAGAAGACAUGUCCCAAAAACUGUCUUGAUAGGGGUUACUGUGUCGAUGGCAACUGCGUGUGUUACGAAGGUUUCACCGGGCCAGACUGCUCCAUGCUGACCUGUCCAGAAGACUGUCAAAACCAGGGACACUGUGAGAAUGGUGUGUGUGUUUGUGACGAGGGCUUCAUUGGGGAGGACUGCUCUGAAGUCUCACCACCUAAGAACCUAAGAGUGGUGGAGGUCACCCCAGAGACUGUCGACCUGUCCUGGGAGAAUGAGAUGCGUGUGACUGAGUACUUGAUCACCUAUGUGCCAACUGCCCCUGGAGGUCUUGAGCUGGACAUACGGGUGCCUGGGGACCAGAAGAUGACCACUAUUCGGGAGCUUGAGCCCGGCUUGGAGUACCUGAUCAGCGUCUAUGCUGUGCUCAGCAACAAGAGGAGUCUUCCUGUCAGUGCUAGGGUAGCUACACAUCUGCCUGAGCCUGAGGGACUGAAGUUCAAGUCAGUGCGGGAAACAUCAGUGGAGGUGCAGUGGGAUCCAUUGGACAUUCCCUUUGAUGGCUGGAACCUCAUCUUCAGAAACACAAAAGAGGAAGAUGGCGAGAUUCUUAAUUCCCUCGGCCGUCCAGAAACCACCUUUGAACAGUCGGGCCUGGGACCUGGCCAGGAAUAUGAGGUCAAGCUGGAGCUGGUGAAGAACAACAAACGUGGACCGCCUGCCUCUCAGAAUGUCGUCACAAUGAUCGAUGCCCCCAGCCAGGUAGAUGUUCGUGAUGUGACGGACACCACAGCCCUGGUGACCUGGUUCCAGCCCGUGGCUGAGGUGGACGGAGUCAGCGUAUUCUAUGGGCCCAGCUCAAACCCUGCUGAUCGCAACAUGGUAGAGUUGUCCUCCACUGACACCCAGUACCACCUGGUAGGCCUCACCCCUGAUGCCCAGUACGAGGUGUCUCUAUUGGCUAGGAGGGGAGAACGGACCAGCAUUCCUGUCUAUGAGUCUUUCCUCACAGACCUGGAUGCCCCCAGUGACCUGCAGAUGGUGGAGCUGACAGACGAGAGCAUCACUGUUGAGUGGAGGAACAGCCAAGCUCCGGUUGACAACUACCGCAUCAAGUAUGGACCUCUGUCUGGAGGGGAGCACAGAGAGCUGCUCUUCCCACCAGGACCCAAGGACAACACGCAGGCCAAGAUUACAGGCCUGAGACCUGGCACAGAGUAUGGAAUGGGUGUGACUGCGGUGAAAAAUGAGCGGGAGAGUCUGCCGACGACCACCAACGCAGUAACUGCCCUGGAUCCUCCCAAGGACCUGACUGUUGCAGAGGUGACUGAGACCACCAUGAUGCUGGAGUGGAAACGCCCCCUGGCAAAACUGGACUCCUUCAGACUGGUUUAUGUGUCUGUCGAUGGUCGCAGGGCUGAGGAAGUGGUCCCAGGCAGCUCUGAGUCUCACAUCCUCAGGAGCCUUACACCAGGCAUGCUGUACACCAUCAGUGUUAUCGCAGAGAGGGGCCGCAGGACCAGUGCACCCACCACCAUCUCAGCACCCACAGAGGAGGAGAAGCCUGUGGUGACCAACGUCACUGUCAGCGACAUAUCGUGGGACAGCUUCCUCCUGUCCUGGUCAGCUGAGGAUGGGACGUUCGAGGCCUUUCUGAUUGAGGUUACUGAUGCAGAGACGGGCGCUGAGUGGCAAAACCACACGGUGCCUGCCGAUGCUCGCAGCCUCACCAUCUCUGGUCUCUCCUCUGCCACCUGGUACAGGGCCAAUCUGUUCGGGGUGUACAGGGGGCUCCUCUUAGACCCUGUUUUUGCAGACACCAUCACAGAGGCUGAACCAGAGGUGCAGGCUCUCCUAGUCUCCAACGUCACCCCUGAGAGCUUUAGGCUGGCCUGGAUGGCUGAAGAAGAUUCCUUCGACACCUUUGUCAUAAUGGUCAGCCAGGCUGAGGGUCUAGGGCAACCCAGAGAGCUAGUGCUGGGUGGUGAAGAGCGAAGCACAACCGUCACAGGUCUCACCGAAGACACAGAGUACAAAAUCCAAAUCUUUGGAGUCAUUUUGGGAAGACGCUCUGAGUCUGUAAUGGAGGGGGUGAGAACAGACCUUGGCUCACCUAAGGGCAUCCGCUUCUCUGAUGUCAUGGACACAUCCGCCACCGUUCACUGGGUAGUUCCAAGAGCUCGAGUGGACAACUACAGGGUCACUUACAUGCCUGCUCAUGGAGGUAAUGCUAAGACACUGACAGUGAAUGGCUCUGAGUCUCACACGGUGCUGCCCAACCUGACCCCAGGGGUCACCUAUCAGGUCACCAUCAUUGCUCUCAAGGGUCAAAGUGAGAGUGAGCCUGGAUCAGACAGCAUUACCACAGCUCUGGAUAAGCCCCGUGGUCUGACUGCAGUCAACAUCACAGACAGUGAAGCUCUACUGCUCUGGCAGCCCGCCAUUGCGACUGUAGACGGCUACAUCAUCACCUACAGUGCAGACUCUGUGGCUCCGGUGAUGGAGCGUGUAUCAGGAAAUGUGGUUGAGUUUGAGAUGAGUUCUCUGACACCAGCAACACACUACACUGUGAAGGUCUAUGCUGUGAGGAACAUGGCCAAAAGUGCAGCCACUACAACCGAGUUGACUACUGAUGUGGACGCCCCUCAGGACUUGACAGCCAGUAACAUCCAGACAGAGAAUGGUAUGCUGACCUGGAAGCCACCUCGCGCCGACAUCACCGGAUACAUCCUCAGCUUUGAGUCUGCAGAUGGCACCGUGCAUGAGGUGGUCUUGAGUCCCACUGCUGUCUCCUAUAACAUGGCUCAGCUCAGCGCCUCCACAGAGUAUUCAGUCAAGCUGCAGGCCAUCGCUGGUCCAAAGAGAAGCAGAGUCAUCACUGCUGUCUUUACCACCACUGGUGUGCUGUACAGACACCCCAGAGACUGCUCCCAGUUGCUGCUGAAUGGCGACACCUCAUCUGAUCUUUACACCAUCUUUCUGGGUGGAGAUGAGAGCCAGCCCCUGCAGGUCUACUGCGACAUGAGCACUGAUGGGGGUGGAUGGAUUGUGUUCCUCAGACGACAGAGUGGUAGACUAGAAUUUUUCCGGAACUGGAAGAAUUACACAGCUGGCUUUGGUGACAUGAAUGAUGAAUUCUGGCUGGGUCUUUCCAACCUGCAUAAGAUCACAGCUGGAGGUCAGUAUGAGCUGCGAGUCGACCUGAGAGAUAAGAGUGAAACAGCCUAUGCUCAAUAUGACAAGUUCUCUGUCUCUGAACCUCGGACCCGCUACAAAGUCCACGUAGGAGGAUAUAGUGGAACAGCAGGAGACUCUAUGACCUACCACCACGGUCGUCCAUUCUCCACUUACGACCAUGACAAUGACAUUGCUGUCACCAACUGUGCCCUGUCCUAUAAAGGAGCCUUCUGGUAUAAAAACUGCCACCGUGUCAACCUCAUGGGACGAUAUGGAGAUAACAGUCACAGUAAGGGUGUGAACUGGUUCCACUGGAAAGGCCACGAGCACUCAAUCGAGUUUGCUGAGAUGAAGCUCAGGCCAUCCAACUUCAGAAACCUGGAGGGAAGAAGGAAAAGGUCAUAAGCAAUCCACCAACAACAUCAUCAACAACACUGCUACAACUCUGUCUGGACUUCCCGUAAACCACCUUGACUCCUACACCCACACACCCUGCAGCGACCAAAGCCACUGCCAAGAGCCCUGCAGCCUCCAUACAAAACCAGCUCAUCAAUUCAUUCACAGAUCAGCCUCGAUUUCAUAACCCCCUCCCCCUGUGAUAUGGUUGUGGAGAUGCUGCCGGUGUAGAAAUCAAUGUGCAUGUUACAAACUGGGCUUAGAUCAAGCCCACACAGAUUCUACUCACGGACCAAAGAGGAGAGCAAAAACAACUCUGUCUCACCUGAUUCUGUUACAGCAUUUGUGGGGAGCUUGGCCAUUAUGUUGUAUUCAGUAAUAAAUACAGUUCACUAUUUCACAUUUGGGGUUUUACAAAAAAGACAAGCUGUUUCUAGUACAAUGUGGUCUUGUUUAGAUUCAGGGCCUCAUUAAAAAAAAAUUGAUAAUACAGUGAUAAUUCAACUGGAUAAUCAUAGCAAUUCUAUUCCUUGUACAGUAGUGUACAUGUAAACAUCUGACUGAAACAUUUGAAAAGGGAUAUUCCUCAGUUGACACUGUUCAGAUGUCUCCAUCUACCUUGUCAUUUGUUUGUCUUUGUGCUUAACUUGUGUCAGUGUUACUUUAUCCUCCCCAGAUUCCCUCACAUCCUGCGACACAAACAGAUAUCUGAAGUGAUAAGAUGGACAUGAAAAAAAAUUGUAUCGAAAAGUAUUUUACCCACCACAUCCCAUGUCUACGAGGAUGGCAAAGUUUCCAUUCACUAAGUAAGCCCUUGAAGGCAUCGUUACACCGCCACAGUAUUGUAAAGAACAAAGAGAAGAAAAGAUGAUGUGUUUCCAUUUGUUUUGUUUCUCUUGUGAAACUGAGGCAGGACCUGUUACUCGGUAUGUUAACAAAUGUGUUUAUGAUAUUUCUUUCUUUUUUUUUUUUUGAAUACAGUACAUAUGUGUGGAACAAGAGAAUUUUCCUUGAUGUUGUUGCUCAAAACUUGAAAAAUGACCAAUUCCAAUUGAGUUCAUUGGACAAAGUAGGGUAUCUAUGAAUAUGUUGAUGAUAAAACUGACUUAAGAGGUCAAAACUAGAGAAGUAGUUAGUGUUCUUACCCUCCCAGCCUCCUCAGCCCCCAGGCCCAGCCACAGCGGCAUACUAAACUAAUAACCUGCCCGUGGAAAUGAAGCUUGUUUUUAUUGUUAUGUUUGUUUAUAAGUAACUGAAUGAACAACAGGUGUGUCUCUGUAAACUGUAUUACAAUAAACCAGUUUGUUU
This is a messenger RNA of Epinephelus moara (kelp grouper), 7609 nucleotides long. It is a transcript of the gene tncb, whose product is annotated as tenascin Cb. Bases 1229 to 6310 code for a protein of 1693 amino acids. The record is from RefSeq and is a predicted model, not a curated record. Gene Ontology annotation, molecular function: protein binding. The transcript has 27 exons. Lineage: Eukaryota; Metazoa; Chordata; Actinopteri; Perciformes; Serranidae.